GACAUCUUCAGGGGACAAUAUCUGUUAAAUUUAGAUGCUCAGCAAAUUUGCAAAAAUAGAAGCAGUUGUUGAAGAAUAAUCUGUCACACCGUAUAAAUAUCUGGCAAAUGUUUGCUUACAAUCAAUAUCUGCGAUAGAACUUUUACCAACACUUUAGUUUUAUUUUGACAAUGUUUAUCAAAUCUUCAUUAUUCAUUUUUCUGCAAAUUUUCCUUCUUGCAAAAUCUGCCCCAAUUGCUUCAUCAGAUGAUGAGGCUGACUCAACUGUUACUUCCACCUGUAAUUGGUCAGUAUGUGACAAGCUUUAUGAACGAUACCAGACAGUUCCUAAUGAUCAAUUCUGCGAUUCUGGCUGUCCAACUGAAACUCCUUAUCCAAACUUAUCCGAUGAUAUCUCAAAGUGUAGGGCUUGUGGCUUUUGCGAUGUUUGGCUCAAAUAUUCCCAAGAAUUCAAUGAAGCUCUACAUUGUGGUGGCCCCAUGAUCUUGAUUUACUGCGUUGAAGAUGAACAACCUUCGCAAACUACAGACUGCCUUGAACCUACACCAGAAACAGGUAACGGAAAAAAUAACGGUAAUCAAAAUGGUAACGAAAAUGGUGCUGGUGGAAACAAUGGCAAUUACAAUGGAAAUUACAAUGGAAAUUACAAUGGAAAAUAUAGUGACUACUAUGGUGGUUAUAGUGGUUACAAUGGUAACAAUAAUGGUAACUCGAAUGGUAAUGCCAAUGGACCAGGUGGCAAUAACGGAAAUGACAACGGUAAUAACAAUGGAAAUGCUAAUGGUGGCUACUGGGGCUAUUCUGGAUAUAAUGGUAACAACAACGGUAACUACAAUGGUAACUACAAUGGAGCUGGUGGUUACAAUGGUAACAAUAAUGGUAACUCCAAUGGUAAUGCUAAUGGUGCUGGAGGCAAUAAUGGUAAUGAUAACGGAAAUAACAACGGAAAUUAUAAUGGUCCAGGUGGUAACAAUGGUAAUGGAAAUGGUAACGGAAAUGGUAAUGGUAAUGGUAACUGGUAAUCGAAUUGCUGUAUCUCCAGUUUUUUUCUAAAAAAGUAAUGAAUUUCUCAAUAUUUUAACG
Molecule: messenger RNA, 1083 nt
Organism: Ascoidea rubescens DSM 1968
Lineage: Eukaryota; Fungi; Ascomycota; Saccharomycetes; Ascoideales; Ascoideaceae
Exons: 3
Coding region: 171-1022 (283 amino acids)
Source: RefSeq, a predicted model, not a curated record